AUGGUAUUUGGAACGGUGCUAAGUUUAACGACAACGCUUUCUUUAUCGUGCCUUUAUGGACCGCCAUAUUGUCUCAAUGGAACAUUGCCUUCAUAUCCGCCACCAAUUAUCGAACAUGGACAUUCCAAUCAAACGUUAAUGGUUGGUGCUUCAGCAACAUUACCUUGUGCAGCAAGCGGACGCAGUAUACCUCAGAUUAGUUGGUUAAAAAAUGGUGAACAAAUUGACCUAGAAGAUGCGAACUUUGAAACACGUUUCAGGCAACUUUCUUCCGGAUCAUUGCAGAUUGAUGAGUUAAAGAAGAGUGAUACCGGUGUUUAUACAUGUCGAGCGCGUAAUCAGGAUGGUGAAUCCACAUGGACGGCAUCUCUAGUCGUUGAAGAACACACCAAUCCAUCGGUUACAUUUACUCGUAUGCCAAACUUAUCUGCUUUCCCAUCUGCACCGGGCAAACCGUUGCUGCAAAAUGUUACUGAAGAUAGCGUUGAUCUGGAAUGGUCUGUUCCAGAAAGGAGUGGCGUUGCUUCGGUUAAUGGCUAUCUUUUACAGUAUUUCAGUCCAGAAAUGGGCCAAACCUGGUUUAAUGUCCCUGACUACAUUUCUGGUCCGAGAUAUCAUCUAAGGAACUUAAAAUCUUCACAUUCAUACGUUUUCAUCGUUCGUGCAGAAAAUUCUGAAGGUAUUGGUCCACCAUCGCCAAUGAGUGAUGCUAUUCAAACUAAGCCGCAGAAGGAGCAAAACGAACGUGAAAUGACAAAUGAGGAUAUGGAUUUAGACACUGCUCGGGAACGGAUUGCUUCAGAACAGCUAAUCAAAUUAGAUGAAGCAACAACUGUCAAUGCUACGGCUGUGAAAUUGAGUUGGAAGCGUCGAAGAAAUGAACCAUUAGUGGAAGGUUAUUAUAUCAAGUGGAGAGCAGUACCAACAACAUCAGGUCAGAAACAGGCUGGGACUAGUGGCAUCGACAGCCACUGGGUGAAUAUUUCCAAACCAAACGUUGAUACUUACAUUGUGAAUGGUUUACGUCCUUUUAAAAAUUACGAAUUUUUUGUGAUUCCAUAUCACAAAACCGUUCAGGGUAUGCCGAGUAACUCGUUGAAUGGAGCUACUAGCGAAGCAUCACCUACUUCACCUCCAACAGAUGUACGUGUUCGAAUGAUGAAUUUAACGACGUUAAGAAUUUCGUGGCGUCCACCACCUGCGGAUGGAAUAAAUGGAAUUCUAAAGGGUUUCCAGAUUAUCGUGCUAGGUAGUGGUGCUAAAUAUAAUCGAAACAUUACAACAAAUGAACGUGCAGCAAGCGUUACGUUAUUUCAUCUGAUACCUGAGAUGACUUAUGGAGUUAAAGUUGCAGCACGAAGUAACGCUGGUGUUGGAGUUUAUCAUGGCCUUGAAGCUGUCACCAUGAAUGAAGCAACACUGCGGGAACACAUUCAGUUAAUGAGUGGAAUUUCGUCUAGUGAUCGUUUGCUACAUAUUAUCAAAAGACCUUGGUUUAUUGCUACUGCUGGCGUAUUAAUAUGGAUUACAUUCAUCGCCCUCAUCACUUUUAUAUGGUGGAGAUGGCGAAAAUCGAAGGGUAAAGCUGCUGCUCGAUUAGGUAUGCCAUUUAUUAAAAUAAACGAUGGCAGUGUUCAUCUAACAGCGCGAGAUGCCUUAUGGAUGGAUCAUCCGAAUUUUAAUUCAGCACAACGUUCCCUUUUAAAUAGUUCCUUAAACGGUGCACAUUGUAACGGGCCGCCAAUUUAUACACAAACUCCGCAUCAAACCGAUUUUUAUCUGGAUGGCCAAAUAUUACAUCGUGAUGCGUCGGCACAUAUGCUGGGGACUAUGGAUCGAGCUCAGUCACCUAACCAUUAUCAUUAUGCUGCACUUACUGCUGGCGGUGCAUCCAGUUUAUCAACAUUCUAUGGUGGUCAUCAAGUCCUGGAUGAUCCUUCCCCGUAUGCAACGACGACUCUAGUGAUGGGCAACAGACAAAGAUGGUUAAAGGAUCAUAUGCUUCGGGCUCCAAUGCCUCCUUCCAAUCCGGUUCCUUCUGCUCCUCCACUACGCUUCAAGGAGAGUGGAAAACACCAUAAUACCUUGGGCGAACGACGGUCUCCUUUUGUUGAUAGUAAGAUGCGCUCUAUUGGUCAUCAUCAUUCGGGAAGUCCUCCGCAUACCGACGUUUCUUAUGUACAGUCCUCUGAUGGUACUGGAGGUACAUCGUUUUUCAAUGUUUCUUGGCAAAAUGAGCUUAUGUAUCCUUUUGUCAUGAAAGUUUGUGAUUGA
Messenger RNA from Acanthocheilonema viteae, 2274 nucleotides. Lineage: Eukaryota; Metazoa; Nematoda; Chromadorea; Rhabditida; Onchocercidae. The record is from the annotation of a GenBank genome assembly.